AUGUGCAUCCGUACUUGCGCAUUUUGCACGCCCAUGCCCGGCCUCAGAGGCGCCCAAGCUCUCGACUUGACCAAGCGCGCGGAGCGUGCGAAGCGUGCGAAGCGUGCGGAGCGUGCGGAGUGUGCGAAGCAAGUCGUGAAGCCAACGUCAAGGCGGCGCUGCUGCGGCUUUGUGGGUGCGAUCCGCGGGGGCUCCGAGUCCUUCGCAGCCUUGACCCGCAUUGCCCCUCUGCAGAUUCUUGGGCUGCUGGGGCUUGAAUGUGUUGAGCUUCCUUGCCUACAGAGUGUGCGCAGAGGAACCGGGUUUCUGAUUGGCUGGAGCUUUGGAGGCCGCUGUGCGCAGAAGGUGGCCUGGCAGAUGCAGCAGGUCGGCUGCCAGCUUCCGGCCGUUCUCUUGUUGGACUACAGAGUUCACUUGCCGGCACCCUAG
Molecule: messenger RNA, 429 nt
Organism: Symbiodinium natans
Lineage: Eukaryota; Dinophyceae; Suessiales; Symbiodiniaceae
Source: the annotation of a GenBank genome assembly